GUUUGGGACACCUUUGAGGUUAAAAUGAGUGCCGAGAAUUCAAAAGUCAAACCAAUGAUACCUAGAUGACCAACCCACUUGUAAUCCCUCGUGUGGCUUGUGAAAUGUGAAUGCAAUUGCAAACGACUUCAGAGAAGAUGUUAAAAAGGCUUAGAUGGGCGUCAAAUCCAGUGCAAAAUUCGUCCAGAAUUUGUGGGUGCUUAGCAUCGACGUCCAGCCAAUGCCGAGAUGGUGGGGCGGCGAGGUCUGGCCAGCGAGCGAACGAUUUGAGGCGUAGCUAGCCGGCCCCCCGUUGCGUCAUUCUAUCUGUACCCAACCAUGGCGUGCAGCUUCCCGCGAACCAAGCUCGCGACCGCAACACCCCUCUGUACGCUUGCCAGCUAUCCUGCAACCCAUAAGAAGCGAGUAAAGAUCUCUACCCCGCGAACGCUGUACCGAAAUCUCUGCCAUCAGACCCUCCCUUCAUCUACGACAUCUUCCGUUUCGCGCAACGCAUUCACACUACGACGAUCGAUCCUCGCUCCAAGCAGCAGCAGCACCAUCACAACCACCACCAGCAAGCUCCUUCACCCUCGUCAGGUCGCUGCCAGCACGUUCUCGACUUUUACACACUUGAAGAUGUCCGACGCAGACUACGCGGCGUUCUUGGACAAGGCGAACCAGGACCCCAACGAGGGACACGCCACUACGACCAGCAGCAAGAGCAAGGAGUUCAAGGCAAAGGACAAGGGCGUCGAGGUGCCCAAGGCCAUUCAGGAUGUGUUGAAGCAAGACAAGGUGUACAUCUCGGACGCGGACGAGCCGUUUGUCGGCGUUGCGUUGCAGUGGGAUGAGGCUGGCAAGGGUCUGCCCGACGAAGUUGAAUUCGCGCAACUGAUUGGCCACCCCGAUGCCGAGAACGCGGACGUGGAGCUCCUCGACCCCGUGGACUGGGACUCGAACGGCGAUUACAAGGACGUCAUCGAGGCGGUCCGCAAGGCGGGCAAGGGCAACGACGUUAGAGUUUACAAGGUGCCAAAGGGCGGUGUCCGGACGGAGUACUGGCUCGUCACGACGGAUGGGAAGGGAAAGGAGGCGAAGCUCGUGGGCGUGAAGGCGCUGUCUGUCGAGAGCUGAGUGUCCCUCCUCCGACUCGCAGCAAGGAUGGAAAACCCGAGUAAAUGUGAGGCGGGACGGAGAGACAUGGGGCAGCCAGCCGGUCAGCGUGGUCCUCUAACGGUUCUAUGAGCAGUGGCUGAUUUAUACGUAGCACAAACGCAGCUCAUGUUUGUACAGCAAUAUUACCAAUUAUAGCAGAAUUCCCCCUC
Molecule: messenger RNA, 1307 nt
Organism: Colletotrichum godetiae
Lineage: Eukaryota; Fungi; Ascomycota; Sordariomycetes; Glomerellales; Glomerellaceae
Exons: 2
Coding region: 319-1116 (265 amino acids)
Source: RefSeq, a predicted model, not a curated record